Messenger RNA from Australozyma saopauloensis, 1425 nucleotides. RefSeq names its product UDP-N-acetylglucosamine diphosphorylase (gene UAP1). NCBI's taxonomy places the organism in Eukaryota, Fungi, Ascomycota, Pichiomycetes, Serinales, Metschnikowiaceae. The transcript has a single exon. The coding region runs from base 1 to 1425 and encodes 474 amino acids. Gene Ontology annotation, biological process: UDP-N-acetylglucosamine biosynthetic process. Gene Ontology annotation, molecular function: UDP-N-acetylglucosamine diphosphorylase activity. The record is from RefSeq and is a predicted model, not a curated record.
AUGUUGGAAAACUACACCCAAGCAGGCCAGAACCACAUUGUCAAAGCCUACGAUGCUUUGAAAGAUCCGCAGCAACAGCAACAAUUCGCUGCCCAACUUUCCGCUAUCGAGGACCCCGUACACUUGGUGAAAACAGUCCAACAGGCAAUCCAACAUUCCAGUGAGGCAGCAGCAUCCAAGGAGUUGGCCCAGCUUCCCGGCGAAUGCACGGCCUCGGUCUUGGAUCAGGACCAGAACGAAUUGGCGCAGUGGCGCGCCUUGGGCUUGGACGCGAUCGCCAAAAACCAGGUAGCGGUGCUUCUCUUGGCUGGUGGACAGGGCACGCGUUUGGGCUCGCUGGAUCCUAAGGGCUGCUACGACAUUGGCUUGCCUUCCGGAAAGUCGCUUUUCCAAAUCCAAGCAGAGAAAAUCUUGCGCAUCCAGCGUCUUUCUGGAGAGAACGCUACUGUGCAGUGGUACAUCAUGACCUCUGGUCCUACUAGGGCCGCCACAGAGGCGUUUUUCGUGAAGAAUGACUACUUUGGCUUGAAGAAGGACCAAAUUAUGUUUUUCAACCAAGGCACGCUUCCGUGCUUCGAUCUUGAGGGCCGCAAGAUUUUGUUGGAGAGCGAAUCGUCCAUCUGCGAGUCUCCGGACGGAAACGGUGGUUUAUACAAGGCCAUCCAGACCGCCGGCGUCCUCGACGAUAUGAAGAGUAAAGGCAUCAAGCACGUUCACAUGUACUGUGUUGACAACUGUCUUGUGCGUGUGGCAGACCCUGUGUUCCUUGGCUUUGCCAUGCAAAGAGGUUUCGACUUGGCUACAAAGGUGGUUCGCAAGAGAGACGCUACUGAGUCUGUGGGGUUGAUUGUCAUGGACAAGGUAUCUAACAAGCCUUGCGUGAUCGAGUAUAGUGAGAUUUCUAAGGAAUUGGCCGAGAAGGCUGACCCAGAGGACUCCUCGAAGUUGUACCUCCGCGCCGCCAACAUUGUCAAUCAUUACUACUCUGUUGAGUUGUUGGACAGAAUGCUUGCCAAGUGGACGUCGUCGCAAGAGUUCCUUCCUUUCCACAUUGCCAAGAAGAAGAUUCCAUGCUUGGACUUGGAGACUGGCGAGUAUGUUAAGCCCACCGAGCCCAACGGCAUCAAAUUGGAGCAGUUCAUUUUCGACGUCUUCCUGUCGGUCGAGCUCGAGAAGUUUGGCUGUUUGGAGGUUGACCGUGCAGAGGAAUUUAGUCCGUUGAAGAACUCCAACGCUGCCACCAAUGACAACCCCGACUCGUGUAGAAAGCAUUACUUGGAGUUGGGUACCAAAUGGAUUCACGCACAGGGCGCAAUUGUAUCCGAAGGUGAUUUGGUGGAAGUUUCAUCUCUCGCAAGUUAUGCGGGCGAAGGCUUGGAGUAUCUCCAAGACCGUGCUGUUCUGGGAGAAGUUACUGGAGCCUAA